UUGUACGUCAUUUUCAGAUUGGCACGUGUGCCUGCGUGUGUAGGCGAGUAAGCUCCUCACGCGUGUGGCAAUUGCAAUCCUCUUCAAUGCACUAGAUUCUCUCCCUCUCUCUUCCGGAACUUCCAUCGAUUUGGGCCUUGUUCUCUUCAAUCCUGAAAUCGUAUCUGCUAUUUAAAAAAAAAAAAUUUAUUUUGCCUUUAUUUUUUAUUUUGUAAUUUUUUGAAAUCUGUCUGCCUGCUGUCUGUCUAAUAACUUCCAUCGAUCGGGUUUUUCUUUUCAUUCCUAAAAUCGCAUCUGCUUCUUCUUCUUCUUCUUCUUCUUUUUUACUACAUUUUUUUUCCAAUUUUGUAAUUCUUUGAAAUUUCUCUCUUGUUGGGUGUUUGUGGGAAGUGGUGGGCCUUUUCGCCCUGCUGAGAUUGCAAUCCAUGAUCAGCUGCGCUCCAUGGAUCCAUCUUCAGCUCAAUCCAAUCCCUCUAUCGAAGAAGAUGAAUGGGAUACUGAUGGAUUCGUGAUCCCAAGCUUGACAGUCGAAGACUCAGAUCUUGGUGACCCAGAUGUGCCAAAAAUAACGGACAAGAAACCCUCUUCUCCCAAGGUCACCGAGGAAAAGAUCUACUUGGGGCCGCACGGGGCUCCACCUUCUCAAGCCAAGCAGCAGGAGUUGAAUGCUGCAGGCCGUAAACAGCGGCUCAAGCAUAAGCUAAAGGAAGCGGAUAGGAGAUUUGCAGGAACGGGGCGGGAGAAUAAGAUGGAAAGCCUGCGAGAGCUCGUGGGUGGAGGCAAGGUAGGCGUCACCAUGUCAAAGGGCUCAUCUCCUCGUGAUUGGCUCGACCCACAUUGCCAUGAAUCACAAUUUGAGAGGUAUGCUCACUGAAAAUCUUGUUAGAGUGACUUAAAAGUAUACUUGUGUUUGGCUUUUUCAAUACUACAAUUGGAGCAUUUGCUUUUUGGAAGCUAUGCAUCUUUGUUAUAAACACUGGCUAUUGAUUUUUACUGUUUGAAUGAAUUUAUUGGGAGCUUGAAAUUUCUGGGUUCUGUUAA
Messenger RNA from Magnolia sinica, 1041 nucleotides. RefSeq lists its product as uncharacterized. Bases 443 to 874 code for a protein of 143 amino acids. The transcript is spliced from 3 exons. The record is from RefSeq and is a predicted model, not a curated record. NCBI's taxonomy places the organism in Eukaryota, Viridiplantae, Streptophyta, Magnoliopsida, Magnoliales, Magnoliaceae.